Fraxinus pennsylvanica is the source of this 1752-nucleotide messenger RNA. Lineage: Eukaryota; Viridiplantae; Streptophyta; Magnoliopsida; Lamiales; Oleaceae. The record is from the annotation of a GenBank genome assembly.
AUGGCGAAAUCGAGCGCCGAUGACGACGACGAGCUCCGAAGAGCUUGCGAGGCAAAAAUCGAAGGCACGAAGGAUAAGAUCUUAAUGUCGAUUAGAGUGGCCAAGAGCUACGGGAUCUAUCGAAAAAACUGGCAAAUUGGGUCGCAGUUAUAUGGCCAAGCCCGGGUUCUUCAUUCAUCAAUUCAAGAAAUAGUUACAAUAAUGGUGGUUACAACUACUAUAUCAGACUCCGAUGAGCGCCUCCACUGCACUUUUGCUUCAAGAUAUGCUCGCACAUCUCUCCCCAGGUUCAAGAUUCCAGAGGGGUCGAUGCCGAAGGAAGCGGCGUAUCAGAUAGUGAACGAUGAGUUGAUGCUGGAUGGGAACCCACGCCUCAACUUGGCUUCUUUUGUCACAACAUGGAUGGAGCCCGAGUGCGAUAAGCUUAUCAUGGAUUCCAUUAACAAGAACUAUGUUGACAUGGAUGAGUACCCUGUCACUACUGAACUACAGAAUCGGUGUGUGAACAUGAUAGCCCAUCUUUUCCAUGCCCCUGUUGGCGAUGAUGAAACGGCGAUUGGUGUUGGUACAGUAGGUUCAUCUGAAGCAAUAAUGCUUGCAGGUCUCGCUUUUAAAAGGAAGUGGCAAGCAAAGAGAAAGGCACAGGGCAAACCUUACGAUAAGCCUAACAUUGUCACUGGAGCUAAUGUGCAGGUUUGCUGGGAGAAAUUUGCAAGGUACUUUGAGGUGGAACUGAAAGAGGUAAAACUGAAGGAAGGAUACUAUAUUAUGGAUCCAGCUGAAGCAGUGGAUAUGGUAGAUGAGAACACAAUAUGUGUUGCUGCCAUUCUAGGUUCUACUUUGACAGGGGAAUUUGAGGAUGUGAAGCUCCUCAAUGAACUUUUAACAGAGAAGAACAACAAAACGGGGUGGGACACCCCAAUCCAUGUUGAUGCUGCCAGUGGCGGGUUUAUUGCUCCAUUUCUUUUCCCAGAGCUUGAAUGGGAUUUUCGUUUGCCGUUGGUGAAGAGCAUCAAUGUCAGUGGCCAUAAGUAUGGCCUUGUUUAUGCAGGUGUUGGGUGGGUAAUAUGGCGGAACAAGGAUGACUUGCCAGAGGAGCUUGUCUUUCACAUCAACUACCUAGGAUCUGAUCAACCUACAUUCACACUGAACUUCUCAAAAGGAUCAUGCCAAAUUAUUGCUCAGUAUUAUCAGUUCAUAAGACUUGGCUUGGAGGGUUACAAAAGCAUCAUGGAGAACUGCAUGGAGAAUGCUAGGUUGCUCAGAGAAGAAAUGGCCAAAACAGGGCGGUUCGUGAUUGUUUCAAAAGACAUUGGUGUUCCCUUGGUGGCGUUUGCACUCAAAGACAGCAGCAGAUUCACUGUUUUCCAAAUAUCAGAAUCUCUCAGAAGGUUUGGAUGGAUUGUUCCAGCAUAUACCAUGCCACCAGAUGCUGAACACAUUGCGGUGCUACGUGUUGUGAUUCGAGAGGACUUAAGCCACAGCCUGGCAGAAAGACUCGUAUCUGACAUACAAAAAGUUCUUAAGGAGUUGGACGAAUUGCCACCUCGAGUUUCGACUAAGGCUGCACAUGUUACUGCCGUCAAUGACGAGGAAUCGAAUAAGGAUGCCCAUGUUACUGCUGUCACAGAUGAAACACACAAAGUAAAUGCUGACCGGCAUCACCUGAAAAAGAGCACUGUAGAAACUCAAAAGGAAAUCUUCAACUACUGGAGAAGGAUUUCAGACAAGAAAACCAGUGGAGUCUGUUAG